AUGAUGACCUCUGAUUAUAUCCAAGAAGAUCAAGAGGCCAUUUCCUUAAAGAUUUUCGGCGCUGCUGAUAUCAUUAUAAACUCGCCCCCAUCAGCUCACUCGUCAUUUCAUACAAAUUUUCACUCUGCAUUCCUGACUCACUCUCCACGCACAAGUUUCACAUCUUCUGCCCCGUUAUCUAAUUUUGCAUUCCCCUCCGACUUUCAAGCCCCCUUUGCGCAGCCUGGCACUGCGCUUUCGCUGAUGGCGCCCACCUCAACGGCAAGCAUUUCGCACGAGCAGACUGCAGCACUCCUCUCGUCUAAUCAUUACUUCUCCUCUGCAGAAUACUCCACAUCCACUCUUGAUACGCCCGAUUAUGGUGAAUCUACAUCGGUGGAUUUUCCGCUCUCCACGUCUAUAGACUUUGGCGGCUCGCAAACAGAGUUCAUCGGCUCGCCUGAAUAUAUUUCAUUAUCAUCCACAUCUUUUUCAACAGCCCCCUUUGAGUGUCUCUCUGCGCCACCAUCUUUCGGCAUGAUGGGCCACACCGGUAACGGUCACAACAUGAUUGUGGACUAUGUUACCCCAUCUGGUGGUCCUACUUGGCACCACCAUCAAUACGGUAGUGAGCAAGGUGCCCCCGUAUCCUCAAUGACAGCCAUCAAGGGAAAGUCACCCUAUGUCGUUCUUUGGCUCCAAUCGCACUUUGAGUCAUCUGAAGGUGUUUCCAUGCCUCGUUCGUUGCUGUACACACACUAUUAUGAAUCGUGCGUUGCCGAUUCCAUCGAGCCAGUCAAUGCUGCCUCUUUUGGUAAGAUUAUCCGCUCUGUGUUUCCAAACUUGCGCACGCGGCGUCUUGGUACGCGCGGCCACUCCAAGUAUCAUUAUUACGGGAUCAGGAUGAAGGCACCCAUGUCGACUGCAGAAGCGGCUCCAGCACUUUCAAGUCCGGUCCCCAAUACCGGCUUUGGCUCCUCGUCAUAUGGAGCGGGGACUGGCACUGUAGAGACUGUGGACUCAAUUCCCCACUCUAUCAAAUCGCACUUUACCAUCCGGCCGUCACGGAAUCGACAGACUUCGUCACCAGUUACCAUCUACAGCUUGGCCACCGGCGGCCUCUCCUGCGUUACAGCUAAUCCGCCAUCCAUUGAUCGGUUUGCCGCGAGGUUGCACAUGGCUGCACCAGACGCGCUUCCCAUUGAGCACGGUGACCUUUUCAGACUUGGCCUGCAGCAUCAUACUACCUUGCUGCUUUCCCUAAUUUUACGCGAAGAGUAUCUGCAAUUUGAAGAGGAAUUUACACUCUAUUGGCUUGGCGUGUUCCCUAAGAGCUUUCCAGAAUUUCAGGCUUCCAAUGCAAACCAAACGAACUCGGUGUCCGAAAUUUCUUGUUUUUUUCCUUCUCAAAAGAGCGAAAAUCGAUCUCCAGGAACGCGACUUUAUCAGAGCAUCCUUUCAAUGAUACAAAGAUUCGAUGCUACCUCCCUCGCUGUCAUCCAGGAAUGUUUUCUUGCUUCGUUUUGGACCAAUGGCAUUACUCAGGCACAACUAGAAAAUGUCCGUCUCUUUUGCACCAAGACAUUACCUGGACUGAUCACGAUGCUUGUCAAAGGAUAUUUCAGCGCUCGAGACCUGGAAAAUGUCCAGUUUGACGUCAAUGGCUGGCCAACAGGCCAGCCAUGGCAUACCCCGGCCACACUUCCAUCCAAGUUGCUGGUGGUGAAGCUCGAAUUUUUCAAGAAGCUCUCCAUGAUGCUGCUUAAACGCGUCUCUCUGCACUCACUUGCCACUACCUUGCGCAGCGCCAAUGGCGUCGUAAUUGGAACUGCUGCCACCAAAUGUGAUUUCUCUUCAAGUGCCUGCACGAAUCGAUCGCCUUCAGCUAGUCUGUCGGCUCCAGGCUCUGCGGAGCUUAGGCGGCUGGCUCGUGCCGCCGUGCGCGAGGCAGCAAGCGAAUUGCAGCGCCACGUUUCUCAUGAGCGGGACUGCGGCUUACGAGCACAAGCUUUUGCUUUAGGUACAGACCCGUCGCUCUCUGCGUCUUUCUCACGAUCUAUUGAUGAGAUGGAUGCUUCCUUUAUUCCGGAAGAAAUCCUUGCGCAAUUUAUUACGUCAAUGGAGCUCAUUUUUGGGGAUGACCAGCUUGACUGGGACGCUUGGGCAUCUUUUCUUGAUAGUUGCGUUGAUUACGAGGCCAGCGAGGAUACCCGCGAAGGGGAGGAAAAUUGCCGCCAUCUAGAUGCGGCUGCCAAACGGAAAAACGGGGCUCUUCCCAACAUCGGUCCGAUAUCGUAUGGAGAGCUGGAAAGAAUGCAGCGACAUUUACAGAACCUGCUCAUCCAGUGGUCGUUUGUGAUCGCCAUUUUUAUGGACCAACUUUUUGCCACCAGAGAUCACAAAAAGGUAGAAGGCUCCUGUGCUAGGGAUGAGGAAAUCCUUGCUGAAUAUCUUCAUUUUGACCAAGGCGCAUGCGAGGCCGCCACGCCUGUGGGUGAUGGGGCCUCUGCAGUGGUUGUUGCACAGCCGGCCCCGGCUGCCUCCACCACGCCGCUGUCACUUUUUGAAACGGUGCGGCUUCUCACGGAAGAGUAUCUGCUGUAUCUCGUCGAGCAGCGACUGGAUGAACUCAGAGAUGCAUGUGCAUCAUCAUCAACUAGCGGCUUGAUUGGUUUCGUGAUGGAACCAAACUUUCUUUGCUUGAAGUCUGCCUCGCGUCGGCGAGAAAAGCGUACAAGAAAGAAAACAUUUGACGAGUCCCUUACUGCAAUGGAGCCCGUUGAGUGCGCCUUCAUUCAAGGCCUCUCGAUUACAGAUGCUACACUGACAUGUGGUCCUCUAAGAUCGCUGUCAUAG
Molecule: messenger RNA, 2835 nt
Organism: Mitosporidium daphniae
Lineage: Eukaryota; Fungi; Microsporidia
Exons: 1
Coding region: 1-2835 (944 amino acids)
Biological process (GO): regulation of transcription by RNA polymerase II
Molecular function (GO): DNA-binding transcription factor activity, RNA polymerase II-specific; RNA polymerase II cis-regulatory region sequence-specific DNA binding
Source: RefSeq, a predicted model, not a curated record